GGGUUCGAAUCUGGUUGGGUGGAGCCCCGAACUCACUGCGAUCACCUCGCUUCAUUAUCCUCUGACCUGGCUCACAUCCCCAUCCCCAUCCCCGUCACUCCCUGCAACGAGUGCCAACAUCCGAGGGAGAACUGGCUAUGCUUGAGCUGCAAGCAAGUUUUCUGCAGCCGAUUCGUGAACAAGCACAUGGUCGAGCACCAUCAACGGACGAAUCAUCCCAUAGCGCUUAGCUUCAGUGAUUUAUCAGUGUGGUGUUUCUCCUGCGAUGCAUAUUUGGAUGUACCGGCCAUUCCGGCGUUGCGGAUUGCUCAUAUGACUGCAUAUGUGCUGAAAUUCGGGGAAGCUCCUCCGCUCCCUAGUAAUGAGUUUCUGCAUCUGGAAUAACAAGCCUGAUUUCUAGCUCUGGAAAUUGAUCUAUUUAACAUUUUGACCCUGAUUUGAGGGAUGUGCUGAAAUAAAAGUUGUUAGAGACAUUUAUGAUUCAUGUAUUCUUCACAAUGCUGCUUAUACGGUAAUACGGAGUAUAUUUUUAAGCUAAAAACUUCUCGAA
This is a messenger RNA of Cuscuta epithymum, 550 nucleotides long. The record is from the annotation of a GenBank genome assembly. NCBI's taxonomy places the organism in Eukaryota, Viridiplantae, Streptophyta, Magnoliopsida, Solanales, Convolvulaceae.